Molecule: messenger RNA, 4442 nt
Organism: Archocentrus centrarchus (flier cichlid)
Lineage: Eukaryota; Metazoa; Chordata; Actinopteri; Cichliformes; Cichlidae
Gene: tmem222b
Product: transmembrane protein 222b
Exons: 6
Coding region: 47-595 (182 amino acids)
Source: RefSeq, a predicted model, not a curated record
ACCUUGACGCGGUGGGCCAAAUGAAGUUCAUAAUCCACAGCUGGUGAUGGCGGAUAUUGAAAAAGAUAGCAUGAAGAAUUAUCACAUAGCUUCGGAGAAAAUUAACCCGGAGGCGAGCCGCUAUCCUUACUGUAUCGUGUGGACACCGAUCCCCGUGUUAUCAUGGCUGUUCCCGUUCAUUGGUCACAUGGGAAUCUGCACUUCCACUGGAGUCAUACGGGACUUCGCUGGGCCUUACUUUGUUUCAGAAGACAACAUGGCUUUUGGAAGACCAACAAAAUACUGGAUGCUUGACGUAAGCAAAGUUUACACCAGUGGCUCCAAUGCCUGGGACACAGCUGUGCAUGACGCUUCAGAGGAGUAUAAACACAGGAUGCACAACCUAUGCUGUGAUAACUGCCACUCACAUGUUGCCAUGGCUCUGAAUCUGAUGCGAUAUGAAAACAGUACCUCAUGGAACAUGGUCAACCUCUGCCUCCUCGCUCUCAUCCAUGGAAAGCAUGUCAGCUGUGCAGGCUUUCUGAAAACCUGGCUGCCUUUUCUGAUGCUCAUGGGCAUCAUCCUUACAGUGGCCCUGGCCCUCAACCUCCGAUGACCUGGGAGUAAGCCUAAGGACACGGUGGAAACCCCCUCAUGGGUCAGAUGUGGCUCUGACCUUUUGAACAACAAAGGAGAGGGAAACCAGUAACAAAGACUCCUCCCUUCCAAGAGAAGAUUGAUGGACAGCAAUGUCCAGGACACGCUUGAUUGCUGAUCACUGGUGUUACUGCCAUGUUGAUGCUGGAAAGCCCCAGUGAUGGAAAUCCAUUUAUCUUCACCUACAAUGACCAGGACUACACAAAAGCAUUUAUUGGAUUCAGAAUAUUAAAAGUCUGACUGCCGGUUUAAGCCAUUGCCGCCUGCAAACAGUUAACAGUUGACAAGAUGUAUCUACAUUGUUGGACUCCAUGAGGGGAAACACAUCCAUGCCUUACUUUCAGAUUUUACUCAGAUUGGGAUUGUAAUCCCAUGAUUCAGUGCUUCCAGGAUGCCAGUUUUAUAAUGGAGGAGCACCAACGUGUUAGUUCAGUUAGCUGCCUUUCUGAAGGAAUCUAUUACAUCUCAUGCUUGACCUAAUGUAGCUCUUCCACAGUACCGCAGCGUCUACCUAAAUACACAAAAGCGGUUUGUAUUUUUGUGUGUUUUCUUACUCUGUAGAAUAUCAAAGAGUUUGCAUCUUCAAAAGGGAAAUAUUUUCUCAGAUGUGUCGUACAUGCAUUACACAUAUCACCUCAUGGUACUGUUCUUAUCUAUCAGCGCAACAACUGUAGCAACCUCAAUGAAUGUGGCUGUGGUAGAUAGAGAAACCAAACGAAUAGUAAAGCUGUACAUGUGCCAAAUGUAGGAGAAUGUGAGACCAGCACAAACUGUGUCCUUCCAUAUCUAAGUCACCCUGUGGUGGAACAGCUCGUCUGUACUGAUGAAAAGCCCGCUGAUGCCAGAGGUAUGAAACCUUGCAGCAAUUUUGCGUUUUGCCCCCCUUGUUUUUUUUUUUGUUUGUUUUUUUUUUGCUGUGUUUGACUUUUACGAGAAAAAGCCAGAGUCAGUGCCUAAAAACGACCUCUCUCACAUCCUUGUGUUUGCAUUUUCAGUUUUAUGGUUAUUUUCGACUCUUUAAAAAAAAAAACACGUGAUGGUUGGCACUCAAAAUCCGUUGCCAUGGCUGUUGUGAGCAGCUUCAAAUCCCCUCAUUGUUUGCAAUCAAACAGGGAAGAAAAAAAAAAAAAAGUGUUGAGCCCUCUCUUUGUCCGCGGUGCUGCCAGAAGCAGCAGGUAGCCAGGAUCCUCAGGUUUUUUUCACGCUCACCGACCCCUGUUGAAAAUCCCCAGUUUCCACCUCAGCACCCGGCCAGCGUCGCUCGCUCCUGCUGCUUUCCACCUCUGCAGAUCAGAUUGGAAGGUCAUUGUGAAAUGUCGGCACUGUUUCACAAAGCUUUGAUGUAUACCGACCAACAUCCUGCAAUAAUCCAAAGUAGAUGUCAUUUAAGUGUGAGCUUAGAAGGGGGGGGGGGUUUCUGUGGUAACUCCAGGGCUAACACCGUUUUCUACACUCUGUUCUCCUUGCCGGGCUCCUGCUGGAAGCAGAUAUUCUGUGGCCUCGAGUUCUGUGCGUUUCACCCAUGUAGCCUGUAAAUAUUUAAAUACGUUAGACUGUACAUCAGGUGCUCUUUAUAUACUUUGCAAACUUGAUCACUCACGCUUCACAUUUGAAUCGCUGCUUGGCAGUGAAGCAGAUCUGUGCCUGGAUGAGUGUGGUUGAUUGCGUGUGUCUGUGUUAUGCACAUUGGAGAGAGCAUGCAGUUGCAUGCCAGCAUGUGUGUAUUGCAUGCAUGCAAGAGUGAAGCUGUUGGAGAGAGGUGUUCGUGGUCAGCAAAUAGCUGUGGCUUCUUGAGUAUUAAUCAGCUGCAUUACAUUGCAGCAAACUGCCUAGUAAUUGAUUUCUAUAUUAAUUACUCAAUAUCUUUCCCUUAAUCUCUUUAAAAUGUUAUGUACUCACUGGUAAAAUUUAGUGAGAAUAAAUAAUAUAUUAGAUUGUACCAGACCUGCCUCAGUUGACAUUGAUCUGAUGCAUGUUGGUGUGUUUUGUCAUUUUCUCAAAGCUAGGGGGAAAGAAAUGGGCAACCUGGAUUCCAAGUACAGUGGCAAUUCACUCUGUAUAAUAAAAUAUAAAAACACUUUAUUUUUGGGAGCACUUUAAAGUGUAGGAGCUCUUAUAUCUAUUGUAUUUUUGCUUUAAGAGAUACGCUACUGCACAAAAACUGGGUGCACUUACAAAUGUCCUUUUAAAAAAAAACAUUUUUGUGUGCACAUUUUUAGAUGUCCUUAUUUAGAUGGUGCAGUACAGAAAGUGGACAGGAAAGCAGGGAGACAAUGAGACAGACUGGAACCCAGGCCCCUACGGUAGCCUUCAGCACAUGGGUUCCCUGCUCAACCAGGUGAGCUAUAGCUAGAAUACCCACAAACAAAGCACAGUUUUUAAUCUAUUGUAACAUAAAGUGAUCAGAAAAGCAAAAGUAUUAAUUUAUAGAAUCAUCCAUUAAAAAUCAUCAGUGACUUAAGUGGAGUAUCAGUGUGAGCAUAGCACAGUGUUCCCUAAUGCUUGUAGAUCAUUAUAAAUGGAAGAUUUCAAAGGUGUGUACUGCUCCCUUUACAGAACAGCAAACUGCCUCUAAUUAGAAAGAGAAGCAGGAGACCCCAGUCUGCAAACUGAUGCCUCACAGGCACUGAACAGGCAGCAAUAUAUGAUAUGAUCCCUCUAACGGCCAGACUCCGCUAGUUUGUGAAAGGAGUAGUACACACCGAUGUGUGAAAGUUAGCCAAAUGUACUUCUUUUUUAACCAGCACAAAAUGCAAAUAUGAUCAAUAAGACAAUUAACACAGUAAAGUUGCACUGGCUAAUGAGUUGGGAGAGGGAGGUUCCUGAUGAUGAAUAAUUUCUUCAUAGAUUAAAAAAAAAAGAUGCUUUUUCUUUAAUAAAAACAUUAAUUUUGAGUGGUGGAGUAGGUCAGUCUCCUUUUAUUGUAAAUAUAUCUGUAUGCCCUAACAUGUUAAAUAAUAUAACUUAAAUCACUGAAGUUUUUUUUUUUUUUUUUAUUUUGUUUUUUUUUAAUUGGGUUCAAGUAAGCAGACUGCUUUCUGAGUGCUUUCCUAGAAGGAGCAUGUGUUUCCAAAAAAAAAAAAGAGAGAAAAUCUGGAAAUGUGCUCAUUACGCUUAAACUGCAGUGACAUUUAAGGUCCAGGCUUAGUGUACCUGUCUGUGGAAAAUCCCAGUAGAAACAAAGAGGAAAGUGAAAAUCCCUUUGGUUCUCUGUAAGUGCACUAAAUGUCAGAAAAUGUCCAACAAACUGUGUCUUUGAAUGUGAAACCUGUCCUUAAUGAAGCAGCUCAUUUAGUGGACUCUGAGCCAUAAAAGGUAGUGAGGGAAUGAAUGGCCUUUUUGAGACCAGCUGGUCAGGCUCACAACAUUGUCAUUAUUACUGCCUCUGACAUAAAUAUAUAGGUAUAUUUUUGGAAGAGAGAUUGCAAAGAUAAAUAGCACACUGGUCCCAUUAAUGGAGGGUCGUGUGCAGGAAUGCAACAUUCAGCAGAGAUGAUUUGAAUGGUUUAGAUGUUUCCUGCUGCGGUGCCUUGUCGUAUCCAGGAGCCGGGCCCAGGAAUGUGGAGACCUGUGGUCCCAGCGAUUCAGUCUGCUGACAAAAGACAGUUGGGAUGCUAUUAUUAGUGCCACUAUCCAUAUAUACUUACACCAGUCUGUGAUUUAAAAACCCUCUUUUGUUUCUCUAAUCCCCAGCAUAUAUUGCAGACCAUAUAGCCCACAGGGAAUUUUAAGAAUCCUGCAAGUGAUCUCUGAUUGUAUUUAUUACUUAGAGCGAUAAUACAUAUAAAGAUGUCUGUUAUUGUAAA